GUAAACUUUAUUAUUUCUCUGUAAUUUCUCUGUAUUUUCAUUGAAGAUGGUUAAAAAAGUUCAACAAAGAUCGAAUCUACCUUGGGUAGAAAAAUAUAGACCAAGUACUCUGGAUGACCUGGUAUCCCAUGAAGAUAUCAUUAAAACAGUCAGCAAAUUCAUAAAAGAGGAUCAAGUACCUCAUCUGUUAUUUUAUGGUCCUCCAGGAACAGGAAAAACCAGCACCAUAUUAGCAUGUGCCAAACAAUUGUAUACACCAUCUCAGUUCUCGUCCAUGGUUUUAGAAUUGAAUGCUUCUGAUGAUAGAGGCAUAGGCAUUGUUAGAGGACAAAUUUUGACUUUUGCCAGUACUAGGACAAUAUUCAAAUCUGGCUUCAAAUUGAUAAUUCUUGAUGAAGCAGAUGCAAUGACUAUGGAUGCUCAAAAUGCUCUGCGCAGAAUCAUAGAAAAGUAUACAGAAAAUAUCAGGUUCUGUAUUAUUUGUAACUACCUCAGCAAAAUAAUACCCGCCUUGCAGUCACGUUGUACCAGGUUCAGAUUUGGCCCUCUUUCACCAGAUCAGAUUUUGCCCAGAUUGAACUAUGUAGUCGAUGAAGAAAAGGUGACAGUAACAGAAGAUGGUAAAAAAGCCUUGUUAACCCUAGCCAACGGUGACAUGCGUAAAGUAUUGAAUGUUCUUCAAAGUACUUGGCUCGCUUAUAAAAAUGUCACAGAAGAUAACGUUUACACUUGUGUAGGGCAUCCUUUGAGGGCUGAUAUUGAGAAUAUUGUGAAAUGGCUGUUGACCGAAGACUUCAAAACAACUUAUCAAAAUAUAAAAGAACUGAAGCUGCUGAAAGGUUUAGCUCUUCAUGACAUCAUUACUGAGGUUCAUAAGUACGUACACAGAAUUGAGUUUCCAUAUAAUUUGUUGAUAGAUCUGUUGGAUAAGUUGGCCGAAAUUGAACAUCGUUUAUGUUCUGGAGCUAACGAAUAUAUACAAUUAACGGCUACUAUUGCAGCUUUCCAGUAUGUUCGUGAUAUAACGCCAGUUGAGGAAACUUCCUGAACUGGAAUUAUACAGAUUUACUUCUCUUUUAUGUUCAAAACUCAUUUCGAAUUUAAUAUAGGUAGAUUUUUAUAAUUUUUUUUAAUAAAUCAUAAUUUUUUUUAUGAGAGAUAUAUAAUUCCCAUAUCACUGAUACGAAUGAUUUUUUUGGAAGUUACAAGCUCAUCAAGAUCAGAGUUUAUACAAGUAUACUUUUCGUAUACAUUUCAAUACUGAUGUUGGUAAGUUAUAUUUUUAUAUCCCAAAUUGGUGUUAAUGAAAUCAAAACAGAAUUUUCGAAAUUUUCAGGAUUGUUCAUUGAUAAACCAUUUUCAUGGUACAAACAUGUUGAGAAAUUACGUCAUAAAAUAAGUCCAAUCAUUGGAAUAUUAUAUAGAAUUCGAAAUCAUAUUCCUAGGAAGUAUCUAAUGAAUAUAAUUAUAUUAUUGCCUCAUUUAUUCUAAGAUACAAUACUUGAUUUCUGUUUGGGGUUCUGCAAAUAAAUCUAAAUUGAGACCUUUACCAAUUUCAAAAAAUAAAACAAUAAAAUGUAUAUUCAAACUACCUUUUUUGGAACGAACUAUGAAUCUCUACAAACAUAGAAAUAUUCUUGGUAUAGAGUCUAUUUAUAAAAUGAAAAUAUGUACAUUUAUUCAUUUAGUGAAAUAUCAUUUUAAACAUUCGAACAUAAUAUUCACCCAAAUCAGUAGUAUUCAUAAUUAUAGUACUCGAAAUUAUAAUGGACUCUCGACUAUCAGAAUCAAAGCUAAUUAUGGGAAAAAAUCAAUAUUUUAUGAUGGAAUAAUUAUAUAUAAUUCUCUUCCUGAUUCGCUGAAAAAGUUGAAUAAUAUAUACAAUUUCAAAAGACGGCUAAAACCCCAUUUUUUGUAAAUGUGAGAUGAUUAUUAUGCAUAUUUUUAAUGCUAUUGUUUUGUUAUCAUUAAUAUUAUUUCAGAAUCAGAAGAAUUAGAAAAAAUCUGAUAUCAUGGGAAUAUUCCUUAGACUGUAUCAUAUUAAUGUGCUGAAUAUGUGCAUUCAUUUCAAAAACACCUUGUAUAUAUAUCCAUUUUUUGAUGUUCAUAAUUAUAUCUGAGAGUAUUCCUUUUUAAUAAAGCAUAAUAGUUGAAUGAUUUCAAACG
Messenger RNA from Phaedon cochleariae (mustard beetle), 2166 nucleotides. The record is from the annotation of a GenBank genome assembly. NCBI's taxonomy places the organism in Eukaryota, Metazoa, Arthropoda, Insecta, Coleoptera, Chrysomelidae.